UCCACCAAGAAAGAUAUGCGCCGAGCGGACCUGAUUGUCCCAUACCAGGCGCCCGCCGGCAAGGGCGAGAGCUCCGAUUUCAGCUCCACGCUGUCCUCCACCCUGCCCAUGGCCGCCAUCUUCACGCGCAACCGGUACAUCGGCUGGGCCUCGAUAGUCUUCAGCGUGCAGAACUGGCUGGGAGAGAGCGAGGAGGCGACCAAGAACAGCACGACGCCCGGUUACUUUACCAUCGGCAUGAGCGUCAUGGCUCUUGCGACUACAUACCUUCCCAUGUUCUUGCCACCACCCCCG
Truncatella angustata is the source of this 294-nucleotide messenger RNA. RefSeq lists its product as uncharacterized. The annotation marks the transcript as partial. The transcript is spliced from 3 exons. Gene Ontology annotation, biological process: protein insertion into ER membrane. Gene Ontology annotation, molecular function: protein folding chaperone. The record is from RefSeq and is a predicted model, not a curated record. Gene Ontology annotation, cellular component: endoplasmic reticulum membrane. NCBI's taxonomy places the organism in Eukaryota, Fungi, Ascomycota, Sordariomycetes, Amphisphaeriales, Sporocadaceae.